Gaeumannomyces tritici R3-111a-1 is the source of this 311-nucleotide messenger RNA. RefSeq lists its product as hypothetical. NCBI's taxonomy places the organism in Eukaryota, Fungi, Ascomycota, Sordariomycetes, Magnaporthales, Magnaporthaceae. The record is from RefSeq and is a predicted model, not a curated record. Bases 111 to 311 code for a protein of 66 amino acids. The transcript has a single exon.
ACCACCAUCGCGUCUUCUGCAUCGCGUACCCGCCCGCGUGCGAUCUCCGUUGCGCCGCUGAUAUAGCCCCUCCCCGGUCUGAUAUACCCCCCAUACAACCAUGAUGCCAGAUGGCCUACGCCCACAGGGUACCUCACCGCACUGCUUACGUCGGUACUUUCAAACAUGCCGAGCGGUACCUCCUCGAGUCGGUACUGCCAAACCGCCCGCCUCUUCUGCCCGCCUCUUUCCCCAUCGCUUCAACCCCUCGUCCAGCCCAGCCAGCUGCCGGAAGUUCGCAGGAGUCACAGGCACCACUACCCACUACCUAG